Messenger RNA from Rhizoctonia solani, 1581 nucleotides. RefSeq names its product BRCA1-associated protein. Gene Ontology annotation, molecular function: zinc ion binding; ubiquitin protein ligase activity. Gene Ontology annotation, cellular component: cytoplasm. Gene Ontology annotation, biological process: Ras protein signal transduction; protein ubiquitination. The coding region runs from base 1 to 1581 and encodes 526 amino acids. The transcript has 5 exons. The record is from RefSeq and is a predicted model, not a curated record. Lineage: Eukaryota; Fungi; Basidiomycota; Agaricomycetes; Cantharellales; Ceratobasidiaceae.
AUGAAACGAACAGUAGAGGUAGGAUCUGCAUUUCGGGCGGCCAGUGGCAAGUUUGUGCCUACGAAAGAAAUUCGCUCCGGGGUUACCAAUAUAGGUCAAGGAAUCGUGCAUCUUUUGAGGGAGUCCAGGGGGCCUCCAAGAAAGGAAGUAGACGAUUCUCCCGAGUUGCUGGAGGAGCUCUCGCAUAAAGAUGGGACUGUUCUCGCCAUCCUCGCGGUUCCAUCUUAUAUAGGGCCAUCAGAUCUACUGGCCUGGACGUCACCAGCAGCCGAUGGUAUUCAGCAUCUCCGCAUAGUACAUGAUAAUCAACCAAAUCGCUCUAUGGCGGUCAUCAAAUUCCGCUCCAAAGGCGAUGCCGACCUUUUCCUAGAAACUUAUAACGGUCGCCAAUUUACCCCAAUGGAGCCCGAAACAUGUCAUGUUGUUCGGGUACUAUCCGUUCGGAUAAGCACGUUAGAUGCUGCCAGUCCAAUCCCUUACUUCGCAGAUCAAACCUCUGUGAUGUCGGAACUCCCGACAUGUCCGGUUUGUUUGGAAAGGAUGGACACCGCAUUAACCGGGCUUAUCACAGUUGCUUGUUCGCACACUUUCCACUGCUCGUGCUUAAGUAAAUGGGGAGAUGUAAGGUGCCCUGUCUGUCGUUAUUCACAGACUAUGCUGGUCACACAUCCCUCCUCUACAGUCCGCCCUCCAGAUCCCAAUGCACGCUGCUCAGAUUGUGGGACAGACGCAAAUCUAUGGAUAUGUCUUAUUUGUGGAAACAUCGGGUGCGGCCGCUACGCCCGCGCUCAUGCCCAUGCCCACCACGAAUUUUCGGCCCACUUGUAUGCACUAGAACUCGCCACACAGCGUGUCUGGGACUAUGCAGGUGAUGGAUAUAUCCAUAGGUUGAUUCAUGACCGUACCGAAGGCAAGCUCGUGGAGAUCCCGAGCUCUUCAAACACUCCCAAUAACAAGGGCGCAGCUAGCGGGGAGAGUUCGUUAGGCCCGGGACCUGACGAUAUGCGUGCGGCUGAGAAGGUCGAAGCGGUGGGACUCGAAUAUGCGAAUCUCCUCGCCUCUCAGCUUGACUCUCAAAGAUCUUAUUUUGAGGAGCAGGCCGCGGAACUCCGCUCCGCACUGGAUAGCGCCCGGGAGGAAUUGGCCCGCGUUAAGGCUGCGGCAGAAGAGCGAGCCAAGGAAGAUGAGGCCAGUCGUGCCGAAGCCAUAGAGCGCGCCGCAGAGAGCGAGACAGCACGAGCUAAUGCACAAAAACGAGCAGAGAGGAUGCAGGAUCUCGCGCGGAGAUUCGAGAAGGAUUUAAAGGCAGAACGGGCAGUAAGCGAAGGUCUGAUGAACAGGAUUAAUAAAUUACAGGAGGCAGAAGCUGCCGGUGCGAGUGAGAGAGCUGAGCUACAAUCAAGGCUAAAGGAUGUGGAGGAGCAGUUAAGGGAUGUAAUGUUCUUCCUGGAGGCUAAAACUACCAUUGAGCAACAAGGAGACCAAUCUGAGCUUGCAGGUGGCAGCGUUAUCGUGCCUCAAGCGCCACCCACUCCCAUACCACAAAAAGGAGGUUCACGAAAGAAAAAGGGUGGGCGGUGA